CACAACUAUUGAUAGAUACGGGUUCUUUCGGAGGACAAAUGACAGACAAGCGUCCGCACUCAAAACGCGUUUGAAUGUCCUUAUCCCUCCGGCGUUCAGUCAGCAUCAUCAGCACCACGACGAUGCUGAACAGCGACAGAGGAAUGAUCGCUGUUGUGAGCGAAGGAGAGCGAUUGAGACAGAUUGUGGACGCUGUCUGUAGCCUACAUUAGCUAGGGUUUGCGCUUCGUGUAUAAAGCCUAGCCAUACAAAAUAGAAGAAAACGCUGCAAUUUUUCCCAUGAGGUGAUAAAAAAAACGGUGGGGUUGCAAUGUGUUCUGCAUGGAUCUUGUUUUAAACCAUCUACGGAUGCAUCAUUCCUCCAGCGCCGGCAUAUAAAAACCGAAGAAACGCGCGAGGAAAGAUGCGGGAGAGCACCGCAGGACUGUACUGCCGAUGAGAUUCUGGAGAUUACCCACAGACUCGCGCCUCACAAUCAGCGGCUGGGGCGGUCGCGGAGCCGGCAGGUAUGAACCAUUGUCCACUUCUGUGCCGCUCUGAACGAGCAUACCUCAGCGUAGGCAACAACAACAACAAACCACUCGACCGCCACCCAUAAAACGACAUCAACGCCGCCUCCGACGGUUUCUGCCUAUCCUUCUCUUGUGACAUGACAGCACGGGGCAGAACGCGGAGGAUCAAAGGGCACAGACCUGCAGGCGGACGCGUGGAUUCCAAGAGGAAAGGUGCCGGGCGCACGCUGGGGCUCCAGCCCGAAGGAGCUCGGAUUGCUGCUUCUGGGGACAAACACGCAGAGCAGUGCCGCGCGCUGACACGAGCACGUCGGGGAAGAUCCGUGAAAGGGAGUCGGUGUAUCCUCUCCAGUCGCCCCAGCCCCCGUUUCGUCAACUCGUUAUCUCCCCAAAAACCCAUCUUAAAAACAGCAGCGGUGCGCUUAAGCUAUCCGAUUAAUCAAAUGUGACCGUUAUCUUUUUUUAAAUUCAUGUUCAAUAUGCUUGGUUUUGUUGGUCUAUUGAACUGACAUGAUUAUUGACGACUUUACACGCUUGUGGGGCUGAAUGGAAUCUGACCGAAAUUGAUGCGCCUGUUGGCCGGUUCUCAGGUGUCUCCCCCCUUGGCUGGCUGUUUCGACUCUAACUCUAAGCAGCGCGAUGGGUUGCAUCCAGAGCGUCGCCUGCAAGUCACGCAUCAAGCGAGAGAACAUCGUUGUCUACGACGUCUCUGCCACCAUAGACCAGUGCCCGACAAUAAUCGAGGAGAACUCGCCGAUUGUGCUGCGCUACAAGACGCCUUACUUCAAGGCCUCCGCGCGCGUGGUGAUGCCCCCCGUCCCCCGCAAUGAAACGUGGGUGGUGGGCUGGAUACAGGCUUGCACGCAGAUGGAGUUUUAUAACACUUAUGGGGACAUCGGCAUGUCGAGCUGGGAGCUGCCGGAGCUCCGGGAGGGGCGGGUGAAGGCCAUCAGCGACUCGGACGGCGUGAGCUACCCCUGGUACGGCAACACCACGGAGACGGUGACGCUGGCGGGCCCCACCCACAAGCCGCUGCGCUUCACCGUCAGCAUGAACGACAACUUCUACCCCAGCGUGACGUGGGCGGUGCCCGUGAGCGACAGCAGCGCGCCGCUGCUCACCCGCAUCACGCGCGACCAGAGCUUCACCACCUGGCUGGUGGCGCUCAACGCCGGCAGCAAGGAGAGGAUCCUGCUGCAGACCAUCAAGUGGCGCAUGCGCGUGGACAUCGCCGUGGACCCCGCCCGCCCGCUGGGCUCCCGGGCCGCGCUGGCGGGGGGGGGGAGGCCCCAGCAGGACCAGCCCCGCGUGCUCACCCACAUGGAGCCCAUACCGCCCAACGCGCUGUCCCGCCCCAACGCCAACGACGCCCAGGUGCUCAUGUGGAGGCCCAAGAGGGGGCCGCCCCUGGUGGUGAUACCGCCCAAGUGAAGAGCGGCUGGGGGGGGGGGCAGGCAUCUGCGGGAAUGGACCCUCCAACAUUGGGGAGGGAGAACAUACAGUGGCCUGAUAUUUACAAAAUGAAGAACAAGAAAAAAAAAAAAACUGCCUUAAAUUUCUCCAACAAACGCCUUCUCUGCCAUUGGAAUGGAAGCAGUGCAUCAUGGGAUGUCUGGAAAGCUAACCGCUAACCCUGCACAGGUUGGGGAAUCUGCCUUAAACUGCCUCAAGAACUGGGGACAGACAGAAGCGACUGCUUUCAGGAGGAGCCAUUUUGUGUCGUUUAACGAGCCUGUCUAGUCCUGGUGGUCGCAGUACCGAGUCACGAUGGGGGACGGAACUAACGAGCUACUGGUGCCACCCGAGUGAACGACGGGAACAAAUUGAAUGAACAGCAGAGACCGUAAACUGCAGCUAAUGCAGGUCUGUACAGUCGCUGGACAGUUUGCCUUACAGCCAGAGUGCUGAUCGAAUCACUGCAGGGCAGACCCUGACAAGAGCACAAGCAGGUGAAACCUGUCAAUCAUACUUGGGUCAAAUGCACAUUUGGAACACGUGUGUGGAACAUGCUUAGGCGGCGGUAAAAUUCGGAAAAAAACAAACAAUCACGCGUGGGAGGGUUCCCGAGAAUAUGCAGCAAAACGUGUGACCAAACGAAAAUGUACAAUCAUAUGAAAGGUGUAUGUGUAUUGUUCCAGUGAAGAUAAGAUGUUUUUAAAACAAAACAAAAAAAAAAACUGUCAGUAUUUUGCAGGAAUCUUGCUGGUGUUUAAUGGCUUAAAUAUUUAUUUUGACCAAGGUCUGCAGUCAGAAUCAGUGUUAUACUCUGAGGGAAAGGGGGUCUUGGGGGGGGGGGGAAAUAUGCAAACUCACGGCUGUUCAGCACCAAGACUCAGACCAUCCGGCCCCUUCUCACAGUGAGACCGGAGGACUGGACCCCUCCGUGCUGCUCGACCUCCCCACCUCUGCAUUAGAGGCCCCCGGGAGCGCAGCCACGGUCGCUCCUCGUCUGGGGUUGCCACGCCGACGGCGGGGACAGUGCGCCGUCGCGACUCCGACUCGUUUAAAAGACCACACACACCGUUUCUUUACCUCCGUUCAGACCAGCCGGGCUGUUAUGGGCUCGCUGCCUGGGAUUCUGGGUCCCAUGAUGGGAUCUCGCACCGGGCACCACCGCCCACCCAGGACAAUCAUAUGUUCUUAUAUUUUUUUGAGGGCCCCUGCAAGUCAGGGCCCUUGGAAUCAUGCUAACGCUACCCCCCCCUUUUCCCCAGAGCACCCCUGGCCUGCACCCCUGGUCCAGGAGAACCAUGUCAGGGUCUGCUGAUUUCCAGUUCCGUUAAUCAGCACUUAAUUGGUCACUUAACGUCGUUCAGUUGACUCAUCUUCAUCUAGGCUCUUUGGUCUGGAUCUGGACCUGGUGGUUGUUUUUUUGGACACUCCACCCUCCUUUCCACCCCCCCCCCCAAAUACAAUUAAUUUUGAUGCGCACAUACACAGCUGGUCUGAUAGUGGUCACAUCCCUCACUGGGCGUCUGACAGGUGCUCGUGCGCCCCUCCCCCAGUGCAUGCUGGGCUGUUCAGACUUCAGGCCUCAGGACAGGUGCAUGAUGGGACAGGGCACAGCACAAGGGUGGAGGCUGUGAUGUCAUAAGCGGGGAGGCGUGGCCCCACAGCCCAACAGUCUGACACAGACCUUAGAGCAGGGGAGGCAAAAAAAAAAAAAAAAAAAAGAGGUGGAAAAACAAUCAUUUGGUUUUGUGGAGUUUUUUGCAUGCAGUGUUUUUAAAAUAAUAAAAACUAAAAGAAAAAAAAAAUGGGU
Messenger RNA from Anguilla rostrata (American eel), 3774 nucleotides. RefSeq names its product protein FAM78B-like. The record is from RefSeq and is a predicted model, not a curated record. The coding region runs from base 1152 to 1943 and encodes 263 amino acids. The transcript has 2 exons. NCBI's taxonomy places the organism in Eukaryota, Metazoa, Chordata, Actinopteri, Anguilliformes, Anguillidae.